Molecule: messenger RNA, 225 nt
Organism: Triticum turgidum subsp. durum (durum wheat)
Lineage: Eukaryota; Viridiplantae; Streptophyta; Magnoliopsida; Poales; Poaceae
Source: the annotation of a GenBank genome assembly
AUGGCCAGCUUCGCCUCCCAGCUCCUGGACGUGUUCUACGACCUCGUCGAGCGCGUCACCGGCUACAGCGCCCGCGCCCAAGACGACAAAGCGCAUGCAGAUCUACAGAAGCACAGCAUGUUGGCAACUAGGGAGGCUUUCCGGACAGAGGAAGUUGUCGAGAUCAGGUCCAGAAAUCACCCGGAAGUACCAGGAGGGUCAGGCGCCCAGAAGCUACUGUCUUAA